Messenger RNA from Drosophila willistoni, 2687 nucleotides. RefSeq lists its product as uncharacterized. The transcript has 10 exons. Gene Ontology annotation, molecular function: catalytic activity. Gene Ontology annotation, biological process: nucleoside metabolic process. Bases 397 to 2511 code for a protein of 704 amino acids. Lineage: Eukaryota; Metazoa; Arthropoda; Insecta; Diptera; Drosophilidae. The record is from RefSeq and is a predicted model, not a curated record.
GAGGUGAGCGGUUGUGCCGUCGCUCGAUGUUCAACAAUUCUGUUUUUUAAAAGAGCAACAUUUGAAUUGGACAACAAAAUAAACUUUGAAACCGGUUGCAAAACUUUUAGAAUAAAAAAUAAAGUACGAAAAAAGAAAAAACAAAGCUUACACACAUACGCAAACACACGUCAUUGUGCCAUUCUAUAGAGGGGAAAACGACAAUUUAAAAUCAGCAACAGCUCGGGCUCAAGGACGUCACCACGAGGAUACCCAACAGUCCCCCACCUGAAACUACCCAAAAAUAAAAAAAUAAAAAAAGAAAUAGAAAAGAAGUAAAAAAGUGAAAGGAUAGUAAAAGUAACGAAACGCCAAAAGUAUAUACAUACAUAUAUAUAUAUAUAGGUAAUCGGAAAUAUGUCAGGGCGCAGAAGUCAGACACAAAUGGCGCCUCCACCGCCGCCUCCAAAGCCAAAGAAAUCGCAGACAAAUGGCAAUGUUGCCCCACCGAAUGGCACCGCCAACGGCAACAGCAGCAGCAACAACAACAACAAUUUCAACAACAGUUACAACAGCAGCAGCAAUAGCAAUAAAAUUGUCGCAGUCACAACAACAGGGCCAAAAGUUGAAAACUCCUCGUCAGAAAUCGCUCAGAACUCGAGCGUCAAUCCAAGAAGCCAGACGCCACCGCGCACAGAGCAGGUUGUGAUGACGCCCCGUGGAAAGACAGCGACCAGCACGGUCAUUUUGAUUGAACGCAAACUGAUCGAUGAGAUCAAUGACCGUGUCCAUGUGGCCGGCGGCGACCACACUGGCAUCAUAAUCAACAAGGACACAAUUGCCGGCCAGAAGAGUGCCAGCAAGGCGGCGGCCCUCUCAUUGGAGUUUCGUGUAUUUCUCGUCAGCGCCAAUACAGGUAAACACUCGCAAGAGUCGCGUACAUUGAGAUUCUGGUUUCGUGAUUGGUUGACCAACGAUGAGAAGCAGGCACACAUUGCCCAGGACUUUUUCAAAGAGCUUGUCAGUCCGCAGGACUUUCCCAGAGAUUAUGUGGGUUUCAUUAAAAAGAUAAUGAAACUAAUGCAACAUGGCUAUGCUGAGAUACAAUCGAUUGAGAUUGAGUUACGCAUAUUGGAGGAGACAUCGGCACCGCCAUCACGACCGCCACGCGAUGGCUACAUCAUCUACUGCUAUGGCGACUGCAAUCGCAAAUUUGAGGAGGCGCUGCUAGCGCAGAAGAAAACAGUUUCGUUAGAGGAAUCACAAUUUGAAUCUCCGCCAUUGACACAGGAAAAGGUGCUUGAACUCAUUGAACAGGCAUAUCCCAAUCCCGUGUCACCUGAGGAUUUGGCCAAGGAUUAUGGAUGGAGCGAACAGGAUGUGUUGCUGGUCAUACAAUCGCUGCAGGAGCGCGGUUUGAUCAAGUUAAUGGAAUAUAAUGCCUACACUCGUAUCCAUCAUGAGGAUAAGGAGAUCAAGGUGGUUAAACAGAUGCCAACAAUAGCCUCGAAUAAGCAACCCACAAUUGCCAUCAUAACGGCUCAGUAUUGUGAGAAACUUGCUGUGGAUGCCAUGUUGGAGAACAAGGAGACGUUUGUUCGCUAUACAACAGUCGAUUCCGAUCCCAAUCUAACGAACUCACUCAGAAAAUCCAAAAAGAAACGAAGAUUUGGCGAAUCGAAUGUUUAUACCUUGGGCAACAUUGGAGCACAUCGCAUUGUGAGCACCAAACUGCCAUCUGUGGGCAGCACACGGGAGGCGAUGACAGCAACUGGGAACACAACAACCCGUCUACUGGGCACAUUCCAAAAGGUUGAUUACGUUUUCAUUGUGGGCGUGGCCGGCGGAGUGCCACAUUAUACGGACUACAAGAAGCAUGUAAGAUUGGGCGAUGUGGUCAUAUCUUAUGUGGAUAAACAGCGGGCAUUGCUCAGCAACAGCAAGGAGAAACCCUAUGUUUAUGUGUACGAGAGAAGCGGCGAGGAUGUGAAAACCUAUUUCCCAAUCAAUGACUCACUGCAGCAGAUUGCCGAGAGUCUGCAGGCGAAUAUGGAGCUAAAACGCCCUUGGGAGCAGUAUCUGAGCGAUGCCCAAAGGACGCUGGCCCAGAAAACGGACAGCGAUUUUGGACGUCCCGAUGCCAAAACGGAUAAACUGUUCAUGAACAUUGGCCACAACGAAGUCAUCGAGGUGGCCCAUCCCAUAGCCGCCGAUGAGCAGCAACUUGUCAAUGGAGUGCCGCGAUUGCGUUUGCAUCUGGGACCCAUCGGUUCUGGCCGAGAUCUGGUGCGGAGCGACGAGUUGCGCACUCAGUUUGCACGCAAAAACGGACUCCUGGCCACCGAUGUUGAGAUGAGCAGUGUCCUGGACAGCAUCAUUGGCAAUUGCCGGGAGAGUUUCGUACUGGUCAAGGGUAUAUCGGAUUACAAGGAUGGCAUGUCGACACGCAAAUGGCAGAACUAUGCAUCUUUAUCGGCCGCAUCCGUGGUUAAGUCCAUCAUUUGUGGCAUGGAUGCACCCACCAAUGUCUGAAUGCACACAGAGUUUCCUCCUCCACGUCCUUUUCUACUCCUUCUUGUUGCAUUUCAACAAUUUUUAUCAAGAAUUUUAUUCAUUUGUGUUUAUUAACCCAAAGGCAAAUCGAGGGGAUGGAAUCCCCGUUUCCUCUAUACAAUUUUUGUUAUUUAUUUUGUUAUGCUUAUUAUUUG